GGGUCACGAGACUGCUAUUUAAGAGGUUGGCUGGUCGCACCAGUUGUCAUUCCGGGCUUCCCCGGGGUCAGGACACUGACGCCAUUGUGUAGAGUUUCCUUCUAUUCUCUAGUGUAUGACUAGGAGGACACAGACAGUUGAGUACAUUAGUCAACAUAAUCUUUUAUUCGUCACUCAGGUUUUAGACAACGAACUGCGUUUCAGCAACGACGUCUCGACUCAGCCACCAAAGGUCAAAGGAUGACGUUCGGUUUCUUCCUCCCUCCUCGUGGAAAUCCCACCGAAUUCGCAGUUCUACCAGAGUCCGUCGAAACAGCUGCUCUGAAGUGGGAGAGAAUCGAGAGCCUUAAGGACGUGGAGGACAAUUGGAGCCUUUGGAGCAGCAAGGAGGCUUGGAGAAGGCACAACGACGCGGUGAAGAACAGUAGCCCUCCUGAUCUUGAAGAAGAGAAAUCAGGUAAAAUGAAAGAACCCUCCAGAGACAGCAGCGAUUUUGGUCUGGUUGCAGAAUCCAUCAGAGUGGAUGGCCUGGAUGCUUUGUUCCCAGAAAAGGUGCCGGAUGUGACUUCCGAAUUGGACAAGGAACAAGUAGUUGAAGCUGCCGAUGCCAACAAGCCUACACAAGGAUACGAACCUCCUGACGGUGGAUGGAGAGGCUGGAGUAUUGUUUGUGCAAACGCUGUCUGCGCCAUGAUGUUUACAACUCAAGGGCCUUGCUUUGGCUUUUUCUUCGGACCAAGGCUUCGGGAACUUGGCGCAACGGCCACCUUAACAGCCUGGAUCUUCUGCCUUCAGUCUCUGACUCGGAACUUGACAGGUCCGUGGGCAGGGCUCUUGGGCAGUAAGUUCGGGUACCGUCCCGUGGCAAUGAUAUCAGCGUUGACAGCAGCUUCGUCAUUCAUGGUGUCUGCUCUGGUCUCCAGCAAUCCUCUGUGCUUCCUCCUCACGUUCUCCCUUUUGAGUGGCUUGGGGGCCGGCAUCUGUAUGAACAGCUGUUAUCACAUAUCUGCCCAAUACUUUAAAAAACGAUUGGGUCUGGCCAAUGGGAUUAUGGUGACUGGCGGAUCUCUGGGAUUCGUAGUGAUGCCUCUGCUAGGAGCGGAACUUCAAGAGCGUUUCUCCUUCAAGUGGGCGACUAUUAUUGCAGGUUGUGUGUUUAUGUUGGCUGUCCCAGGAACUGCGUUUUUCCAACCCAUUGAGCUGUACAUGAAGAAAAAAAAGGCUGCUCAGGACCAGGAAGAGGGACAAAUAAGUGAGGCUGGUGAUGGAUGUAAGGAUGCCGAGCAAGAGAAGGAAGGAGGAGGAGGAAUCUGGAAGAAGUUCUUGCAACAGUUCAAACCUUCCGUGUUUCGUGAUCCUCUGGUCGUCACGACAGCCCUUUUUACCUGCCUCUCCAUAACCAUACUUCUCAAUAUCGUUGCAUUGGUGCCUUUCCUCUUGAAUGACGCUGGGUACAACUUGCAGGACGCCUCGUGGCCAGUGUCAGUGGCAGCUUUCACUGACAUGGCACUCGAGCUGUGUGUGCAACCGUGAUAGACUUUCCUUGGCUGAAUGUAAGGCUGCUGUACGCCGUGGCUCAGAUCAUUGCCAUUCUCGCACCCAAUGCGCUAGUGCUGGGCUCUGAUACUAUACCAUAGUGCUGCUGACGAUGGGCUCUGUAGGAAUUGGUCUCGGUAUCAUGUAUGUUUUGGAUGUGUACAUCAUUAUCCGUGUCUUAGGCAUUGAAAAGAUGCAGUCUGUGUAUGGAAUCAGCCAACUCUUGCGGGCGUUGGCCUAUACCUUUAUAGGUCCAAUGGGAGGAGUCUUGCGGCAAGCCACUGGGUCAUACAGAGCCUCGAUUAUUUUGUACACCUGCACAAUAAGUGUCGGUCUAUGCCUUUUGACAUUCACCUGCAUCUACACUCACUUCCGGCCUUUGAAGGUGGACAAAAAAGGUAGCAUCUGAAGACAAAGAUGACGAAAGGCGAUGAUAUCGACCAUCAUCUAGAAAGAAAGCAACAUUGGCGUUAAUGCGUAGUUCUAAGACCAAAUGAAGAAAGGUGAUUAAAGCUUAUAAAAAUACAGUUGUCGAGAAGGCGAGCUGGUUUUGGUCGAAGGAAGAUUCGACGAAGGCACACUAGUAUCAAAAGAAGGUUCAAAGAAAGUGCUCUACUGGUGGUCGAAGGAAGGUUCUAAGAAGGCAUGCUGGUGGCUGAAAGGUUCAACGAAUACGCACUGGUGGUCGAAGGAAUGAUUGAAGAUAGCUUGCUGGUGGUCAAAAGAAGGUUUGAAGAAGGCACACUGAUGGUCAAAAACAAGGUUCAAAGAAGGCACCUUGGUGGUCGAAGGAAGGUUUGAAGGAGGCUGGUGGCUGAAAGAAGGUUCAACAAAUGCGCACUGGUAGUCGAAGGAAUGGCCGAAGAUAGCUUGCUGGUAGUCAAAAGAAGGUUCGAAGAAGGGCGAAGGAAGGCUGGAAGGUACGGUGAGGGGGUUUGUAUCGGCGAAACCUGAUUUGACGACAAAAGCAAACUGCUUUUGUGACAAUUUUAGUCUUUUUUUUUUUUUUUUUUUAUGCGCCUAAGAAGGCUAGAUAAAAUCUUGCUGGUUAUUAAAGUAUCAGAUUAUUUUUUCAUUCAUAACUCUAUAAUAUAAUCAAUACGGAAAUAUAUUUCAAAUAAAAUAUUUUUGUAAUAA
Macrobrachium nipponense is the source of this 2673-nucleotide messenger RNA. Its product is annotated as monocarboxylate transporter 3-like. Gene Ontology annotation, molecular function: monocarboxylic acid transmembrane transporter activity. The coding region runs from base 241 to 1533 and encodes 430 amino acids. Gene Ontology annotation, biological process: transmembrane transport. The transcript is spliced from 12 exons. Gene Ontology annotation, cellular component: membrane. The record is from RefSeq and is a predicted model, not a curated record. NCBI's taxonomy places the organism in Eukaryota, Metazoa, Arthropoda, Malacostraca, Decapoda, Palaemonidae.